UCGUGCGGCGGCACCCAGGCGGGCGGGCUCUCGUAGGGCGGCAGGAACACCACCGGGAAGUCGUCGUAGGGCAGCCGGGCCUCCAUGGCUCCCUUCUCCGCCCCUCUCCGCCCCGCCGUGACGCGCCGUGACGCGCCGCCAUGCCGUUGGCCGCCCCGCCGCGCCGCGCCGGUUUGAACGCAACGGCCCCGGCCGCCGCCAUCUCAGCGGGGCCGGCGCCCUCCCGCCUGGGCUCCGCCAUCCCGGGCCGCUCCCCGCCUCGCCUCGCCGAGAUGGUGCGGGAGGAGGAGAAGGGCAUCCCCGUGCGGGUGGCGCUGCGCUGCCGGCCCCUGGUGCCGAAGGAGACGAGCGAGGGCUGCCAGAGCUGCCUGUCCUUCGUGCCCGGCGAGCCGCAGGUGGUGGUGGGCAGCGACAAGGCCUUCACGUACGACUACGUGUUCGACCCGGCCGUGGAGCAGGAGGAGGUCUUCAACACCGCCGUCGCCCCCCUCAUACGGGGCAUCUUCAAAGGGUAUAAUGCUACCGUCCUAGCCUAUGGACAGACAGGAUCUGGAAAGACGUAUUCUAUGGGAGGUGCCUACACUGCCAGUCAAGAGCACGAGCCAAGCGUGGGGGUCAUUCCUCGCGUAAUCAAGCUGCUAUUUCAGGAGAAGGAGCAGAGGCAGGACUGGGAAUUUGUCCUCAAAGUCUCCUAUUUGGAGAUCUACAAUGAGGAUAUUCUAGACCUGCUCUGCCCAUCAAGGGAACGGUCUUCUCAAAUCAGUAUACGGGAAGAUCCUAAAGAAGGCAUAAAGAUUGUAGGAUUGACAGAAAGAAAUGUCGCCUGUGCACAAGAUACUGUAUCCUGCCUAGAGCAAGGGAACAAUUCCAGAACGGUGGCUUCCACGGCAAUGAACUCCCAGUCUUCCCGGUCCCAUGCCAUCUUCACCAUUUGCAUCGAUCAGAAAAAGAAAAAUGACAAGAACAGCAGUUUUCACUCCAAGCUACACCUGGUUGAUCUUGCCGGCUCUGAGAGACAAAAGAAGACCAAGGCUGAGGGAGACCGACUAAAAGAAGGUAUCAACAUUAACAGAGGUCUCCUCUGCCUGGGAAAUGUAAUUAGUGCUCUAGGUGAUGAAAAUAAAAAGGGUGGUUUUGUCCCCUACAGAGACUCAAAGUUAACAAGACUGCUGCAAGAUUCUCUGGGUGGUAACAGCCACACUCUCAUGAUUGCCUGUGUUAGCCCAGCAGAUUCCAAUCUAGAAGAAACUCUGAAUACUCUGCGUUACGCUGACAGGGCAAGAAAAAUAAAAAACAAACCAAUUGUCAACGUUGAUCCCCAGGCGGCUGAGUUGCAUCACCUAAAGCAGCAGGUACAACAGCUACAGGUGUUGCUGCUGCAGGCCCAUGGAGGGACCCUCCCAGUGUCUAUCAAUAGUAUGGCACCUUCAGAGAAUCUGCAGUCCCUGAUGGAGAAGAACCAGUCACUAAUGGAGGAGAAUGAAAAGCUGAGCAGAGGGCUGAGUGAAGCUGCUGGUCAGACAGCACAGAUGUUGGAAAGGAUCAUUCUGACAGAACAAGAAAAUGAGAAGAUGAAUGCCAAACUAGAGCAACUUCAGCAACAUGCUGUAUGCAAGCUUGAUCUCCAGAAGCUGGUAGAGACCGUGGAAGAUGAGGAACUAAAAGAAAAUGUAGAGGUGAUUCGCAAUCUGCAGGAAGUGUUGGUUCAGUUGCAGAGUGAAAGCGCUGCCACAGUGGAAGCUGUUGCAGAGAUGGCAAGCUCUGAACAGGAUGCUAUAACUAAAGCAGAAAUGGGACAGGAUACCAAGAGGUCUUCAGAUGACUUCAGCACGCAACAUGCCCUCCGUCAAGCACAGAUGUCCAAAGAGCUGAUUGAACUGAAUAAAGCCCUGGCUCUGAAAGAAGCACUUGCCAAAAAAAUGACACAGAACGAUAGUCAGUUGGAGCCUAUUCAGUCCCAGUACCAGACUAACAUCAAGGAUUUGGAAUUAGAAGUCAGCAAUUUGCAAAAAGAAAAGGAGGAGCUGAUCCUUGCUCUGCACAUGGCAAAGAAGGAUGUCAACCAAGCCAAGCUGAGCGAACGGCGUCGGAAAAGACUUCAGGAGUUGGAAGGGCAAAUUAAUGAGCUGAAGAAAAAGCUGAAUGAACAAUCAAAGCUCUUAAAGCUGAAGGAAUCUACGGAACGCACUGUCUCCAAACUGAACCAGGAGAUCAGGGAAAUGAAAACCCAAAGGGUACAGUUGAUGCGCCAGAUGAAGGAUGAUGCUGAAAAAUUUAGGCAGUGGAAACAACAGAAGGACAAGGAAGUGAUCCAGCUGAAAGAACGGGAUCGCAAGAGGCAGUACGAGCUACUAAAGCUUGAACGAGACUUUCAGAAGCAGGCCAAUGUCCUUCGGCGCAAAACAGAAGAGGCUGCAGCUGCUAACAAGCGCCUAAAAGAUGCUUUGCAGAAACAACGGGAGGCUGCGGAUAAACGGAAGGAGAGUCAAAAUCGGGGAAUGGAAGGAGUUGCUGCACGAGUAAAGGGCUGGCUGGCAAAUGAAGUAGAGGUUCUCGUUAGUACUGAAGAGGCUCGACGGCACCUUGCAGACCUUCUGGAGGACAGAAAGAUUUUGGCACAGGAGCUCCUUCAGCUUAAAGAGAAAAAAGACUCUGGGGAAAACCCACCUCCAAAGCUCCGGAGGCGCACCUACUCCAUCACAGAUUUGCAGGCAUCAGAGGCAGACCUUUCUCUAUCAAAGCAGAUAGAAAGCCUGGAAACUGAGAUGGAGCUCAGGAGUGCCCAGAUAGCAGACCUACAGCAGAAACUGUUAGAUGCAGACAAUGGAGAUCGCGUGAAACAGCGUUGGGACAAUAUUGCAACAAUUCUUGAGGCUAAAUGUGCUUUGAAGUAUCUCCUUGCAGAGCUGGUCUCCUCCAAAGUGCAGGAAAGCAAGCUGGAGAGCAGCCUUCAGCAGAGUAAAGCUAGCUGUUCAGACAUGCAGAAGAUGCUGAUUGAAGAGCGAAACCACAUAACAGAAAUGGAGGCUGAAUUCCAAAAUCAGCUUUUGGUACAGGAACAACAACACCAGGAGAAGGUUCUGUACCUGCUUAGCCAAUUUCAGCAAAAAGAAGCAGCAGAGAAGAAACUGGAAGAUUCGUUAAAUGAGCAGGAGAAACAGCUGCAAGAGCGACUUAAGUUUCAGGAGGAAGAGCUGGAGAAAAUGAGGGAGAUCUGCGAGAAGAACCAAGAACUUCUCCAGGAAAAUGACACUCUUAAACAGAAAUUGCUGCUUCUCCAAGUUGCCAGUGGACAGAAGCUCCGUCGCAUUCAGCAAGGGCCGCCCGAGUCUCCAGAUUCUCCUUUUGAUUACAUUCCACCCAAACCAAAGACCCGCCGGCAAACAGUAACAAAACCCCGCGCACCAACCCCAGAAAUGGAUGUAGAAGAGCUUUUUUCUGACUCUGCGGAGUCUGGAGAGGAGAAGGAGGAUGCAGAAUGGGUUCCAAUAAAAGCAGUCAAAGGAACAAAGAAGAGCAUCAUGGGGUGCUCCUGCAAGGGCCGAUGUGGAAACAAACAGUGUGGCUGCAGGAGGCACAAGGUGGGCUGCACUGGAGGCUGUAACUGUGACUCAACAAAAUGCAGAAAUAGAGACCCUGGCUUUCCGGAUGCCACGGUGUGUGAGGACCAAACAAGGGACUCUGAAGGUUCCUUCAAACUAGAAGACCCUACUGAAGUGACUGCAGGAGAGACCUUCUUUCAGCCUGUGUGUAUUACCCCAACUACAAAGGUUCUGAAAGAUAUCACAGACCAAGAAGUGUUCAUGAAGAAGCCCAGCACUGCUGCUUCUGUGCUUGUGAUGGAUGAGGAGUCCCAAGAGAACCAGCUGCCGUUUGUGAAGAGAAAGAAGAGAAUGCUAAGUAGCAACACCAGCUUUUUCUCAGGUUGUACCCCUAUCAAAGAGGAAGCUGACUGAGCCACGACUGACAACUGGGUCAUGCUGCACUUCUUUACACCACAGAUGAGGGUGACUUUUUUUAAAGGAAAAAUAGUGUUGGGAACUCUUGCUGCAAACAGCUUGCACUGGAGACAUGUAGACUUGUCCAUUGUCCGGCCUGACAGCUGCAGGCAGCACCAAGGGAGUUGAACACUAGUUCUUGCUAGAUUGUGUCAAUUCUUUGUAAAUAUUUGUAUGUGUGGGGCUUGGGCAGAUGUCUUCUACGUGGAUGAUGGUGAGACUUUCCUCUUUGGAAUUUCUGGAGUGAGUGCAGAUGAUUUAUCCAGGUUGUUCAUUACAGCUGCCUUCCUCACCCUGAGCUGUGAAUGUGUCGGGUACAGAUAAUACAUGAUCUUGAAAGAACUUUGCAUUUGCACUGGAAAUCUUGGCUCUGUCUCUUCCAAUACAAUAUGAGGAACUGUUCUAAACUGCCAUGUGGGAUCCGCUGGUGCUUGAUUCUGAGGAGGCACUGUCUGCAGUCUUAAACUAGCUAGCAGAUAUGAAAUGCCAGUGUUCUUGUACCAUUUAGGGCACUGGUCUAUUCUUGUUUGAUGAAGUUAGAAACUUGCUAGCCUUAUGUGGACGUUUUAGUAAUUUUAAUUCGUUUUUGUAGCUUUAAUAAAGGAAAUACUUUGGAAAAAAAAAAAAAGGCCAAACAAAAAAAAAAAUGACCCUGUCUUUCUUUAUUGCCUGCGUGGUUCUUGGUACCCACUCCAGGAUCUCUGUGAUUAGUAUCUCUUAUUAAAAUUGGUUUCAGAACUAUUUUGUUGGUUGCUGUGUUCAGCUUUAGAAUUUUUCUGUUAUAUCUUAAAAAGUAGGCAGCCCGAUUUGUGUAAUGCUUUCUUUUCCUUUACAGCAUGAAGAAAAGUGAAACUGUUUGCCUUUUCCUAUGCUAAUUUCCUUUUCUCCAGUGGAAGCAUUGGAGAGAAUUGGUAAUAUUGGAGAGAAUUACCAUUGGUAAUGGUAACAACUGAGCUCUACCCCGUGUCUUGUGGAUGAGUGGUGCAUUAGCACUGUACCUUCCUGGAGCUUUGUGUGCUUUAGGUUUAUUUUUUGGGCUUGGUGCUGUAUUAACCAUGGCUAGGUGGCUUCUGGUCCGGUGCAAGCUGAGCAGGCUUCUCAGCCCAGGAGCUGUUCAGACAUGCCUUUAAUAAACAUCUAUGGGGAAGAGGAAGGUUUCUCCUAAACGAGGUUAGUAUCACAGUGAGUGAGCGCCAUGCCUCUCCCUUUGCUGUAGCUGUCGAUGACGGGUCAGGGCAGAGCUGGGCUCUGUGCAGGCCCUGGUGUGUUUGCAGCACGAGCGGGAUGAUGCAGGCCCUGCAAGUGUUCUGGUGGUAAAGCUGUGCUCAGGCUCGGGCUGUAGGUAAGUGCUGUCUGUGAAAACUGCCUGUAUGUGGCCUGCUCACCAGAGAGCUGUUAGGUGACAUCUCUGCUAGACUCUUUACUUUCCAGGUAAAAAGUCCUGGAUAGUUCAAGAUGCUUGUUUCAAAGUGAUUUAAACAAGCUUGUAAGUUGUGAGCCCUUGCAAGAGGGGAAAGGUGCUCAUCUCACCCCAUAAGCCGCCUUCCCAUCCUUGAUGCAGGGAUGUCGAGUGACUCAGGACUGGCUCAGAGCUGGAACAAAGACGGGACAAAGGAAACAUCUGUGCAGGUAUGAAAAAUGGUGUAUGAGACUGCAGAGAGAGUAUAAAAAUACGUAUGCGUGUGAAGAAAACCAGUGAAAAGAAAGCUUUAUUCAGCACUUCUUCAAGCAAAAACGACUGAAAAAUCAUGACAUAAUUAUGACGGAUACAUUCAGCAGCCUCAAAAGCUCACAGCAUACCUGGGAUCUCAAUGCACAACAGAAGCAUCUUCAAGUACCUGAAGCACCAAAUCAGACACCUGAAGUCAAGUUCAGAACAAUUUGCCCUUCACCGGAUCCCCCUUCAUGCCACGAUGACAGUGAGUUUACUCAAUUCACAUGUAAAAAUGGAAGCUUAACCAAAUGACAUCUGACAGAGAGAAAACUCUUUGGAAAUAAAUAA
Cygnus olor (mute swan) is the source of this 6000-nucleotide messenger RNA. RefSeq names its product kinesin family member 4A (gene KIF4A). NCBI's taxonomy places the organism in Eukaryota, Metazoa, Chordata, Aves, Anseriformes, Anatidae. Gene Ontology annotation, biological process: mitotic spindle organization; microtubule-based movement. The record is from RefSeq and is a predicted model, not a curated record. The transcript has 32 exons. Gene Ontology annotation, molecular function: microtubule motor activity; microtubule binding; ATP binding. The coding region runs from base 141 to 3956 and encodes 1271 amino acids.